Molecule: messenger RNA, 2104 nt
Organism: Boleophthalmus pectinirostris (great blue-spotted mudskipper)
Lineage: Eukaryota; Metazoa; Chordata; Actinopteri; Gobiiformes; Gobiidae
Gene: agxt2
Product: alanine--glyoxylate aminotransferase 2
Exons: 14
Coding region: 93-1655 (520 amino acids)
Biological process (GO): glyoxylate catabolic process
Cellular component (GO): mitochondrion
Molecular function (GO): pyridoxal phosphate binding; L-alanine:glyoxylate transaminase activity
Source: RefSeq, a predicted model, not a curated record
CAGGGUAAACUUUACUCAGAAGGAUUUUUCUAUCACCAAAUGCCAAAGCCCUCAAACUGUGUCCUGGUAGGACGCUGGUCUGUGCAGUAAUUAUGCUCAACAACAUGUGUAAGCUUCUGUUUGGUCUUACGGCCCGUGGAAAGACUUUUAGCGCAGGGCGCCUUUGUGAACGAAGUUGGUCAAGAUUUUACUCUUCAAGUGGAACAUUAUGUCAGAAGUCCGCCUUAAAAUACCCAUCCACACAUGUACCAGAGAUGCCCUCUUGUGAUUUUACACCUGAAGAAUACAAGGGUAUGUCAAAAGAACAAAUGAUGCAGAUUCGCAAACAAAAUUGCAACCCCAUGACAAUGAAGGUUACUAGUUAUAAAAGACCAGUGUUCAUCUAUCAGGGACACAUGCAGUGGCUGUGGGAUGUGGAUGGAAAGCGUUAUCUUGACCUGUUUGCUGGUGUGGCUACUGUCAGCGUUGGUCAUUGUCACCCGAAGGUGACUGAAGCUGCUGUGAGGCAGCUAAAAACACUGUGGCACACCACAAACAUCUAUGUAUAUCCUCCUAUUCAUGAGUAUUGUGAAAAACUAGCCUCUUAUCUUCCAGAUCCUCUCAAGGUUAUAUAUCUCACCAAUAGUGGGUCAGAAGCUAAUGAUCUUGCUAUGCUGAUGGCUCGACUAUAUACAGGCAACUUUGACAUAAUCACAUUUAGAAACUCAUACCAUGGUGGCAGUCCACAGACUAUGGGUCUGACUUCCAAUGCAGCUUAUAAAUAUCCUGUUCCCAGUGGUUUAGGCUGCACAAAUACCAUGUGUCCUGAUGUGUUUAGAGGUCUUUGGGGCGGAAGUCAUUGCAGAGACUCACCUGUUCAAACUAUCAGAGAGUGCAGCUGUCCACAAGGCUGCUGUGUGGCAAAUGAACAUUACAUUGAGCAACUAAAAGAAACUUUUGCAACUAGUGUUCCAAGUCGAAUUGCUGCUUUCUUUGCAGAGCCUAUUCAGGGUGUCGGAGGAGCGGUUCAGUACCCCAGAAACUACCUGAAGGAGGCUUACAAGCUAGUAAAAGAGAGAGGAGGCGUCUGCAUUGCAGAUGAGGUCCAGACUGGGUUUGGUCGCACAGGCAGCCAUUUCUGGGGUUUCCAAGGUCAUGAUGUGGUCCCUGAUAUAGUAACAAUGGCAAAGGGGAUUGGUAAUGGAUUUCCUAUGGGAGCUGUUGUAACUACACCAGAAAUUGCUGCAUCAUUUGCUAAGGCAGUCCACUUCAACACAUUUGGUGGAAAUCCUGUGGCUUGUGCUGUUGCUUCGGCAGUGCUUGACACUAUAACAAUAGAAGGCACACAGCAAAACAGCCUUGAAGUGGGCACCUAUUUGAUGACCAAGAUGGCUAAACUAAGAGACACAUAUGAGAUCAUCGGAGAUGUGCGGGGAAAAGGUCUUCAGAUUGGUGUAGAGAUGGUCAAAGACAAGACAAGCAGAGAACCCUUGCCUGUUAAUUCAGUAAAUGAAAUAUUUGAAGACAUUAAGGACAUGGGAGUGCUGAUUGGGAAAGGAGGCCUUUUUGGGCAGACCUUUCGUAUCAAACCUCCCAUGUGUAUUACAUUGGAAGAUGCUGAUUUUUUCUUAGCUGUUUUUAACAACGCUCUUUGUAACUACAUGGAGAGGAGAUAAGUACAAAGUUUUUCUCAUGGAAUAGCAUUUAAGAAAAAGUAUGCAUGAUAGUUUGUUUUUGACAUAUUACUCCCUUUUAUCUGCUUUGUAUUUAGCAGUAUUGUGUGUUCUAAAUUAAAUUAGAUUAUAUCAGCUUAAGAGGGUAAGACUCUGUUUAAGUAAUACUUGCAUUUUAGACAUUUCUAUUUUUCAAACGAAUCAUUCAGUUGAUUGAAAGCACUUUUAAUUUUGAGCUUUUAAAUGCACUUAAACACCAGUUAUUUUGUACUUGAACUGGGUUUUUUUGAUUGGUAUGAGCAGUUUGAAAUGAUGCCCAUGCUGCUUUAAUUUUCAUUUAUACACACAUUUCUAGAAUUGUGCUAAGUUUCAUUCUGUAUUCACAUCACACGUGAAAUAUAGAAUAGUAAAUGCAUUAAAAACAAAAAAAAAUAAAUGUGUGGAUAAAAGUG